GUCCCAAUGUAUCGUUUAAGGGUGCAAUCACUCUUUGUCCCCCUUUUUGGUUCUUGCAUGCUGAGUCUCUGUAUUUUACAAGUCACUCAAAUUCACAGGUGUCUUUUCAACACAAACUUAAACCAUGCAGUCUCGUUUACUUCCGGUGCCGGCAUCUUUCGCCGGCACCGGCACCACCUUCUCUCUCCAUCGCAGCUACAACCGCAACCUCAAUUUCCGUUCCACCACUUCUCCGUCGAUCCGCCGCCGUCCGAUCGCCGUUACGUUCUCCGUCGCAAACAACCAGCAGGAUCAUUACGCCGUUCUAGGUCUAUCAACAGACGCUUCACAAUCCGAUAUCAAAAAAGCAUAUCGUCUACUCGCUCGAAAGUAUCAUCCAGAUGUUAACAAGGAUUCACAAGCUAGUGAGGUGUUCAAAAGCGUCCAUCUUGCAUAUGAGGUUUUGUCUAAUAACACAACAAGAAGCCAGUACGACAAAUCACUCCAUUUUCAACCAAAAAGCAGCCCACCAUGGAGGACACACAACAUCAACUUCGAAUAUGAAAUGAAAACACACAGGUGGUCUGAUUCAAGACAGAAAAUGAAAUACCGCAAAGGGUAUGGUUUUGAUGAGGUGGAUGGUGUAACCAAUGAAAGAGGUUCUUUCAUUAAUGUCGUAAGAUCUGCGUUUCUCUCCCUAUUCUUACUGAAAACUAUAGGGGCAAAACUGUCUUUAACCUUUAGCAGCGUGACGGCUUUGCUUGACCCGGAGUUGGACGGUGGGUAUAAGGUCGGUUAUUUGGUUGCAUGGAUGAUGGGGGGUCGAGGUGGAAUUAUGCUUGCGUUAUGCCUCCCGUUCGCUAGUUGGAUAUGCGGAAAAGCCAGCAGUAAUGUUGUUGCACUAGGGGCGGUAUCCAUGUGGGUCGGGUCGGUUCUGGCAAGGGCGGCCCCACUUCCACAAGGUGCCGUUCUUACUCUUCUCUACAUGUCUUUUAAGCUUCAGGCUGAUCUGAAUUGAAGCUACAUCAUAGUUAUAGUAAUGUUUAUAGUGUCAAUUAGAAAAAUUAUUUGUAAAUAGUAUUAUAUAGUAUAGCCCCAACUAAAAUGCUCAACUUAUGGAACUUCUAACAAAAAAAGGUUUUUUUA
This is a messenger RNA of Helianthus annuus (common sunflower), 1125 nucleotides long. RefSeq names its product dnaJ homolog subfamily C member 10. NCBI's taxonomy places the organism in Eukaryota, Viridiplantae, Streptophyta, Magnoliopsida, Asterales, Asteraceae. The record is from RefSeq and is a predicted model, not a curated record. Bases 125 to 997 code for a protein of 290 amino acids. The transcript has 3 exons. Gene Ontology annotation, cellular component: cytoplasm. Gene Ontology annotation, biological process: protein refolding.